GAAGGUUCCCCGAAAGCUACAGACAAAGCAACGUGGUGUUUUGAGUUUUAUGACCCAAAUUCUUUGUCAGUGAGACUUAAGGUUUAAGGGUUGGCUUCCGUCAGAGGUGACGUGCUGGUUCUAUUGUUCUAUCGAACCUCUCCCAUCGAAGGCCGCGCCUAUCAAGUAGGUUGACGUGUGUGGACUAAAACAACACUCGGUCAGAGGGUGGUUAUAAAGGGACCAAGAGUCACGCCCUCACCACCAGUAGUAUCCACACCUUCGUGAGAGAGAAACAACUUCGGGCUGGUUCUUCAACUUUCCGUACUUCCAAACUCUUCAACGAUGGCUACAAGAAGUUUUCUACUUUGCACGUUUUCUCUUCUCGUAGCAGGAAGCGCCGCCAUGGUUCUCCGUGAGGAACUGCUGGCAGUAGCGGACUGCUACAAGAUGGGCUGCCCCCGCAUCUACGACCCGGUCUGCGGCAGCGACGGCAAGACCUACGCCAGCCCCUGCCGCUUCAGACAGGCGGCAUGCAUCGCUGGCGUGACGGACCCAAAAGCUGCUGAGCUCACCAUAGUCCACAAGGGAGACUGUAGCCCGGAGCCAGCCCCUGCAAUAGAACAGCUGCAGGAACAGACCCAAAUCGGUGACGUCAACACCUGCUACCAGACCUUCUGUACCUUCAUCUACAUGCCGGUUUGCGGCAGCGACGGCAAGACUUACCCCAACGACUGUGUCUUCAAGCAGGCCGUGUGUGCCCUAAGUGCGGCAGAUGCUUCAGCGCCGGAACUUACGAUAGUAAACCAGGGUCCGUGUCCGGAAGCCGCAGACGAAGAAGGUGCUGCUGAGAAGAAAGAGGAGCAGCAACAACAGCAGGACGAGGUGGCGGAUAUUACGACAUGUUACUCCAUCGCAUGUCCCCGGAUGUACGCGCCGGUUUGCGGCACUGACGGGAAGACUUAUUCGAACAUCUGUGUAUUGGCGAAGGCAGCCUGUGUAGUCAGUGUGGAGGACCCUGCCGGACCAGAACUCGGCAUCGACCACAAGGGGGAGUGUGGCUCUACCGACGAGCCAGUCCCACAGCUGAUCGAGACCAAGCCCAAGAAAGAGCAAAAAGAAGAAGUAGCCAAGAAGGAAGAGCAACAGCAGCAAGAAGAAGAAGAGGAGGUGGUGGAUUUGAAGACGUGCCAGACCAUCGUAUGUCCCCGGCUGUACAGGCCGGUUUGCGGCAGUGACGGGAAGACCUACCCAAACCUCUGUCUCUUGGCUAAGGUAGCCUGUGUUGCCAGUGUUGAGAAUCCUUCCGGACCAGAACUCACCAUUGCCAGUAAGGGAGAGUGUGACUCCGACAGUGAUCCCGAACCCGUUCCGCAGUUGAUUGAAACCAAGCCCAAGAAAGAACAAACCGAACAGAAGGAAGAACGGCAAGUGCAGAAGGAUCUUGAGAUGUGUCAGUCUAUCGUAUGUCCCCGGCUUUACCUCCCGGUUUGCGGCAGUGACGGUAAAACCUACCCAAACUUCUGUCUCCUGUCUAAGGAAGCCUGUAUUGUCAGUGCCGAGAAUCCUUCCGGACCAGAACUCACCAUUGCCAGUAAGGGGGAGUGUGACUCCGACAGUGAUCCCGAACCCGUUCCGCAGUUGAUUCAAACCAAGCCCAAGAAAGAACAAAACGAAGAAGAGAAAGAAGUUGCCAAAAAGGAAGAACAACAGAAGCAAGAAGAGGAUCUAGAUAUUAAGACAUGCAACUCUAUCGUAUGUCCCCGGCUGUACAAGCCGGUUUGCGGCAGUGACGGGAAGACCUACCCGAACCUCUGUCUCUUGGCUAAGGCAGCCUGUGUUGCCAGUGUUGAGAAUCCUACAGCGCCAGAACUGACUGUCGACCACAAGGGCGCAUGUGACGAGGAACCCGAACCUGUCCCACAGUUGAUCGCAUCAAAGCCUAAAAUGGAACAACAACAACAGGAGCCAGAUGAUGUUACGACAUGCUUCAAACCGGGCUGUCCCCGGAUCUACCUCCCGGUUUGCGGCAGCGACGGAAAGACUUACGACAACACCUGUCUGUUUCAGCAGGCCGCAUGCGCCAGCAAGACGGCGGAUCCCUCUGCACCCGAGCUGACGAUCGUGAGUAAGGGAAGCUGUGAUGAGCAGGAGGAGCAGCAGCAGCAGAACAAGCUGCAGAAAGCCAUCGAUGACGUAGCCCGCCUCUUGCGUCAGAUGGAAGAAGAAGAGCCCCGUGAGGAAGACCAACAGCAGACAGUGGACCCGAUCCUGACGUGUCUGGAGGAGGUGUGCGGGCGGAAGUACCUGCCUGUGUGCGCUAGCGACGGGAAGACUUACACCAACACAUGCCUCAUGGACCAGGCGAGCUGCGUGCUCAGUGCCAUCCAAUCCGACGCGCCUGCCAUCACAGCCGAGUACAUCGGAGAGUGCGGUAACCCCUGGCCUGUGCCGUCAUGAGCGCAGCAGAACGUAGCAAAGAUUCAGUCCACACUGUGGACCCAAGAGCUGUAAAUCUUAACCUCAAAGUCGCGUUUCUGUGUAGUUGUUGCGUCAAAGACGCUUCUGUUGAUGAUUGUUUUUCACUUUGUCUCACUGGACUUUUAAAAAUCAUUUAUUUUCUACAUACGCUGUUUUGAAUGUUUAGGAAACAAAAAUUUUAAAUAAACUCGAUGGACAUAAACCAGCAAAGCUCACGAAAGCUGAUAGAUGUAUCCUGUGUCCAGAAUAGCUAAUGUUAGAUGCUUUGAAUAAAGCACAGCCUUUCUGUAGUUGUUUGA
Molecule: messenger RNA, 2759 nt
Organism: Branchiostoma floridae (Florida lancelet)
Lineage: Eukaryota; Metazoa; Chordata; Leptocardii; Amphioxiformes; Branchiostomatidae
Product: ovoinhibitor-like
Exons: 11
Coding region: 325-2439 (704 amino acids)
Biological process (GO): multicellular organism development; cell differentiation
Molecular function (GO): protein binding
Source: RefSeq, a predicted model, not a curated record